AUGGUCACGGAUUCCGUUUCAGAGAGUGAGACCUCGCGGAAGCGAUGGAAUAAUCGAGCAAGCCACCUAGGCCGCCCAUUCGUACCGUGCCGCAAUCCUUCGCUUCGCGACUGCCUGGACUUUCUGCAGGCGCUCAUCACGCUAUUUUUUCCCAUUGCAAAUAUUUCAGCAAUCCGCGCAAAAUCGGCCUGGCCACCUAAGCCGCCUCACGACACAUUUGUCAACGUCACCAUAUUCAGCCAACCCAGGAUCACCAAGUUCGUCGACAGCCUGCGCAAAGUGCCCGAGGGUGAAAGCAUAGAGCAGUUAGAGCUUAACGAUUACCUCCAGCCUUGGGGAUUUACCAUCUAUCGGACGCAUUAUGGACCCGGAUCUAAUGAGCAAUGGGAUAAGCUGCUACAGAACAUCACCACUGGUGUUAAGCAUCGACUCAAAGCGGCUGGAGAAUCAAAUGAAGACCCUGCCAUGAUUACCAAAGCGGAGGAACUCUUCAAACUGGAUGCUCGUUCAGAUCCCGCGGUCCUGGACGGCUUGACACUGGAAGAAGUACGGCAGCUUUACCACGAUGGAACGGGAGGCCAGCCAUUGAACAAAGACAAUGGUCCAUGGCGAGUCUCUAUCCUAGUCGACGCAGACGUGUUGGCGAGCCCUGACCUUGGCAUGAUCAAAUGUGUAGCGGCGGAUUACGACGCGGCUGCUGCUGUGCCAAAGAAUACGACAUUCGGCCCCCAGCAUUACUUUGGGUGGUUAACCAUGUCUUCCGAACAUGUGUUGACUUUGUGGUUUGAAUUGGAAAUGUAUUUCUUCGAGGAAAUCGGCAAUGGUACAGCUGGUGGCCCAGGCGCCUGGUGGGACCCAGACAAAUGGUGA
This is a messenger RNA of Alternaria arbusti, 870 nucleotides long. RefSeq lists its product as uncharacterized. The transcript has a single exon. NCBI's taxonomy places the organism in Eukaryota, Fungi, Ascomycota, Dothideomycetes, Pleosporales, Pleosporaceae. Bases 1 to 870 code for a protein of 289 amino acids. The record is from RefSeq and is a predicted model, not a curated record.